AUGAACUAUAAAGCUGCGAAUUGGUUUAAGGCAAAGAUAAGACGGGAUACGGAGUCAACCAUCAAAGAAGUCCGAAGGGAUCCAUUUGAAGAAGACUGGAAACAAAUGCCGCCAAGAAUCAGUGGGAUAUACCGUCUUGCACGCUUCGGAAAGGCAUUCUUGGAUGAAAGACACCUCAUUCAAGUCAUCUAUUCCAAUGCAUCUUAUUUCAGACUCUCAGUGAAAACUCGUGAUCUGAUGUUGCUGGAAGAGAUCGGAACGUUUGUUGUACCAACAACGACCGCUACAAUCCCAUCAUUGUUUGCGACGGAUCCUACCCUUCUGGUUGCUAAGGCUGUGCUAUCAGCAGUCAUUUAUAAGGGUUAUUACUAUAGUUAG
This is a messenger RNA of Lobosporangium transversale, 378 nucleotides long. RefSeq lists its product as hypothetical. The transcript has 2 exons. NCBI's taxonomy places the organism in Eukaryota, Fungi, Mortierellomycota, Mortierellomycetes, Mortierellales, Mortierellaceae. The record is from RefSeq and is a predicted model, not a curated record. Bases 1 to 378 code for a protein of 125 amino acids.